AUGAAGUACUCACUCGCUCUAUCAUGGCUACCUUUCAGCCUAGCCCUCCACAUUCCCAGAACCGACAAACCAAUAAACGAAUGCUCAGCCCAAAGCAUCAUUGAUCUUCUUAAGAUGGAACCCUCUGACGAAAAAGGCUUCUUUACCCAAACUUUCAUCGAUCCUGAAACUGUCCAUGGUACAAACCGCUCCGUCAGCACGGCAAUCUACUAUCUUCUUAAAGGCUCCGAAGGUGACUCACUUUGGCACAAGCUCGAUGCAGCAGAGGUCUGGCACUAUUACGCUGGCGCCCCGUUAGUUCUGUCUGUGUCUUGGAAUAAUGGGUCUUGUGGGGAGGAGCACGUCAUGGGAAGUAAUCUGUUUGCUGGGGAGAGGCCGCAGGCUGUUGUUAGGGCGGAUGAGUGGCAGAGGGCCAGAAGUUUGGGGGAUUGGACGCUGGUUGGGACUACGGUUGCGCCAGCAUUCGUUCCAAGUGGGCAGGCUUUUGAGGCUGAAGGGUGGGAGCCAAAGGGUUGUAAGUCCGGGUAA
Fusarium coffeatum is the source of this 528-nucleotide messenger RNA. RefSeq lists its product as uncharacterized. Gene Ontology annotation, cellular component: intracellular anatomical structure. The transcript has 2 exons. NCBI's taxonomy places the organism in Eukaryota, Fungi, Ascomycota, Sordariomycetes, Hypocreales, Nectriaceae. The record is from RefSeq and is a predicted model, not a curated record. The coding region runs from base 1 to 528 and encodes 175 amino acids.